Messenger RNA from Diatraea saccharalis (sugarcane borer), 1360 nucleotides. The record is from the annotation of a GenBank genome assembly. NCBI's taxonomy places the organism in Eukaryota, Metazoa, Arthropoda, Insecta, Lepidoptera, Crambidae.
AAAUCGUAAAGAUUUACCUGUACAUUAGGGACAAUGUCAGGUCCUACCUCAGCUGCUUCAUAGAUUAUAGAGAACGCAUUUUUAGAGUCCAUUAGAGUUUUGAAAAUGAACGAAAUAUUGUUUUCAGAGAAACAGCCACAACUUUAUUAUCCUGUAAACAACUAAUAUAGAUAGAGAAAUAAAAUCGCACACAAAACUGCUUAUAGCUAAGAGUGGUCAUAGGCGGUCUUACUGAAAGCGAUCUCUUCCAGGAAUCCUUGAAAAUGACAGCACGACAGAACAGGAGGAAACAUAUUAUAUAACUUAUUUAAAGGAACACCUACACUUAUAUUUCUUAGAUAUUAUUAUUUAUAUUUCUUAGAAUAAUUUUAUCUAAAACCAUAUUGAAUUGCAGAUUUUUUUUAGUUCAGAUAGGUAGGUACUACCAUACACUACACUACCAUAGAGUAAGUAAUAAAUUAUGUAUUACAUACAAUACAUUUGGAUUGAUCUCACCUCAGAGUGCUAGGGACAAAAACUUAAGUAAAAUGGCAGGCAGACUGGGCAAGAUCAUAGAGUAAGUAAGAAGGCAAAAUGGUAUUCUUCUUUUAUUAAUGGCUUAUCUGUGCGUUUCGCGCAAUUCGGCCAAUGAUAAGUGAAUAAAUUAAUUUUUACAUGUAAAAUGAAAUUAAUGAAAGAUGGCAAUGAAUCAAAAUGGUGUUAAAUCCACCACAAAUAAAACAUAGAGUUUCUUUUUUAUUAGUGUGAGUGUUUAUUCUUUGUUUUUUACAUACUCUUUGCUAGCGUUAAGUAAAAGACAUGGCAGAUAGAUUUCAAAACAUUUAAAAUAUAGAUUCAUAUUUAAGUUCCAAUAAUUUAAUAAGUAGUAUGUAGAUCACAAAGCGACUGAUCAUGCUUUUAACUCCCUAUUUGGGUAUUAAACUGCGUCCAAUGGUAUAUAAUUGGAUACAGCAAAUGAGAGGUGUUAGACCUUCAAUAAAGAUCGGUAAAGAGAGAUUUCAACUCACUAUUGAUGUGAGACAGUUUGCUAAAGAAGAGAUAAGAGUGAAAGCUAGACCUGAAUACGUAAUAAUAGAAGGAAAACAGGAGAAGAAAAUGAAAAAUGGCUAUGUUAUGAGACAUUUUGUUAGAAAAUUCAAGUUGCCUCAUGGCUGUGAUCCUUGUAAAAUGAAAACUAACUUAUCCCCUAAUGGUUUAUUGACGGUUACCGCUCCGAGGUGUACAUGUGAUAUUAAUAUGCCAUGUGAAACUGUGAUACCUAUUACUUUUACAGAAUCCAAGGAAGAUGAUUUGAUAACUGUGCAGAGAACUGAUGAAAAGCCUAAAGAUCAGAAGCCUUGAAUAAUUAAAAAUAUAAACA